AUGUGGGAGCUCGCCCAUAAACAAGGCGUAGCGCCGGAUGUUGCGCGGGCAGCAUUCUUUUUCAGCCGUUUCCAGCAAUUCAUGCGACCCUCCACCGAGCUCAUCGACCAAUUGGUCGCCGCUUGGGAUGAUUACGCGAUAGGUGUAGCUCGCGCUGAAGGUCUGACCGCAAGGGGUGAGCUCAUGUACAGAACAAGCCACUACCGAUCAGCAAGGGAGGACUUCGAGAAGGCUUGUGAGCAGUACAAUCGUUCCGGCAACAAGCAACAACUGGCAAAUGCUUUGAGACGACUGGGCGAUAUCCAUCGCGUGCAGAGCGAGUACCCGCAGGCGAUAGAGAAGCUCACCCGGGCCCACGACGUGUACUCCGAGAUCGGAGACCGACAGGGCGUGGCGAAUUGCCUGCGGAGCUUGGGCGACAUCCAUCGCAUGCAGGGUGAGUACCCCCCGGCGAUAGAGAAGCUCAGCCGGGCCCACGACGUGUACUCCGAGAUCGGAUCCCGAGAGGGCGUGGCGAAUUGCCUGCGGAGCUUGGGCGAUAUCCAUGGCAUGCAGGGCGAGUACCCGCAGGCGAUAGAGAAACUCGCACGGGCCCACGGCGUGUCCUCCGAGAUCGGAGACCGACAGGGUGUGGCGAAGUGCUUGGUUAGCUUGGGCAACAUCCAUCGCAGGCAGGACGAGUACCCGCAGGCGAAAGAGAAGCUCACCCGGGCCCACGACGUGUCCUCCGAGAUCGGAGACCGACAGGGCGUGGCGAAUUGCCUGUUGAGCUUGGGCGAGAUCCAUCGAAUGCAAGGCGAGUACCCGCAGGCGAUAGAGAAGCUCACCCGGGCCCACGACGUGUACUCCGAGAUCGGAGACCGACAGGGCAUGGCGAAUUGCCUGCAGAGCUUGGGCGAGAUCCAUCGCGUGCAGGACGAGUACCCUCAGGCGAUAGAGAAGCUCACCCGUGCCCACGACGUGUACUCCGAUAUUGGUGACCGACAGGGCGUGGCGAACUGCCUGUGGAGCUUGGGCGACAUCCAUCGCUUGCAGGGCAACUUGGGCGACAUCCACCGCUUGCAGGGCGAAUAUCCCCAGGCGAUAGAGAAGCUCACCCGGGCCCACGACGUGUCCUCCGAGAUCGGAGACCGACAUGGCGUGGCGAAUUGCCUGUGGAGCUUGGGCGACAUCCAUCGCAUGCAGGGCGAGUACUCGCAAGCGAUAGAGAAGUUCACCCGGGCCCACGACGUGUCCUCCGAGAUCGGAGACCGCAUUGGUGCUGAUGAAGAAGGUCGCGAAGGUUCUGCGACAGCCUCAGACUCGAGCAACGACACACUCGAAGGCGCAUGA
Molecule: messenger RNA, 1332 nt
Organism: Punctularia strigosozonata HHB-11173 SS5
Lineage: Eukaryota; Fungi; Basidiomycota; Agaricomycetes; Corticiales; Punctulariaceae
Product: TPR-like protein
Exons: 3
Coding region: 1-1332 (443 amino acids)
Molecular function (GO): protein binding
Source: RefSeq, a predicted model, not a curated record